Messenger RNA from Epithele typhae, 1716 nucleotides. RefSeq lists its product as uncharacterized. The coding region runs from base 1 to 1716 and encodes 571 amino acids. NCBI's taxonomy places the organism in Eukaryota, Fungi, Basidiomycota, Agaricomycetes, Polyporales, Epitheliaceae. The record is from RefSeq and is a predicted model, not a curated record. The transcript has 4 exons.
AUGCUCUCCGCAUUCGGCUUCGACACCUCCAAGAGCGCCGGCCGGACCGUGAACGCGAUGUCCUCCUUCUCCGCCCCGGGCGCGGUCGCUGCAAGGCCGGGGCCGUACCGGCAGCAGAGCUACCACACGCAGGGGUUCGAGGUGGAGCGCAAGCAGCCGCUGCAGCUGCAGAUCGGCGCGCAGGCGUCGCAGGACCGGCGGCUCGCGCUCGUCGGCGCGGGGGCGGGGGCGGGGGCGGGGCAGAAGCAGGUGCAGUGGCUGGGCGCGGGGGCGGGGGCGGGAUCGAAGGAGAAGGCGCGGGCGUACGGGAUCUACCCCGGGCUGGAGAGCGACGUGUACAUCUACCAACGCUCGAUCUCCGCCGCGUCCGCGGACGACGAGGGCUUCUUCGCCGCCUCGCCCGUCGACGAGUCCUCAAGCGACGAGGAGGAGGCGGGCGGGCUCGACGUCGGGCCCCGGCGACGGGCUGAUGGGCGCCGUGCGGACAUUGUUGGGCCGGGCACGGCCACGUUCGCGUCCGUCGAGAUUUCGUCCACCCGCGCGUCGUCGAGCACCGAGACGCUCGAGAGCACGCUCCCCGCCCGCGUCCGCAAAGACUCGUUCUCCCGCGCGUUCCCCUCCUCCUUCCCUCCCCCCUCCGCACACCUCCCCCGCCUCCUCCGCCCCGCCCCGCCCGCCCUCGCCCUCGCCCGGAGCACCUCCCGCGCCGCGUCCCACCCGCCCAUCCCCAUCUCCGUCGCCCCCGCCCCGCCCGCGAUCCAGCUCGCGUCCGCCCCGGUCGAACACUCCCCCUCCUCCUCCGACGCCUCCGACUCCGAGACCGUCCCCGACGCCGCCCCCCGCCGCAGCACGAGCACGGACAUGGUCGUCGACGUCCUCAGCGGCGCCCCGCCGCAGUGGGUCCCCCGCCUCCCCCCCUCGCUCGCCCGGAGCGCGACGCCGUUCCGCAGGGAGAGCGACAGCCGCGUGCAGCACUCGAGCGGCGCGACGGCCUACGGCGCGCACGCGCGCAGCACGAGCUCGGGCCAGGGUGGGGCAGCGGGGGCUGGAGCGGGCAGGUACGCGGAUUCGGUCGCGUCUGCGCAUCUGCCGCCGCCGCCGCCGUCGUCCUCCCCACCUGCGUCCUCGUCCGCCUCUUCUUCCUCCGCCCCACCGGCCUCUGGCCCGUCUUCCCGACGGGAGAGGGAGCGGGAGCGGGAACGCGACCGCGACCGCGAACAAAGGGCACCGUCUCCCCCGCACGCGGCUCCAGCUCCACCCACGGCUCACGCGCAAAUCUUGCCGCCAGCGCUGUUCCCCCCUCCCCCCGCGGCUUCGGCGAACCCGCCCGCCCCCCCAAGCACCUCGGUCUCGAGCAGCAGCACGCUCCAAGGCACGCCGCCGCCGCCGGGCCCGUUGGCGGGCGGGCUGGUCGUCGCGACCGUCAACAAGCGGUCCGUGCGCUGGACGGAGGACCUCGUCUGCCCGUCCCCGAUCCCGAGCGACCGGCGGCGGAAGGGGUGGUUCAACAAGCGCGGGGACCAGCUGUGGACGAACGACGGGCAGUACAAGGUCCCCGAGCCGGGGACGGAGUAUCCGCUCGAGCUGGCGCACUACCCCGAGCCGCUCACGGGCUGGAUGAACGAAGAGGGCGUGCGCAUCGACAUGCAGCACCGGCUCGUCCCCAAGCAGCCCCUCCGCCCCGCGCUCAAGCGGCCGCGCCAGAUCACCCUCUGA